Molecule: messenger RNA, 2818 nt
Organism: Closterium sp. NIES-67
Lineage: Eukaryota; Viridiplantae; Streptophyta; Zygnematophyceae; Desmidiales; Closteriaceae
Source: the annotation of a GenBank genome assembly
GCUUUGAUCACGCUCGCUAUCAGCAUCGCACACUUUUACCACUCCCGCUUUACUCCAUGGCCACGUCAGCAGGCGCUGCGCCAGAGGCAUGGCUGCAGGAUCAGCUCCUCGCGAUGCGCGACUCGCUGCCGUUCCUCGAUGCUGACAUGGUGUCAGGCCUAGUCAGCUACUGCCCUCAGGCCUCCGAUGCUGACGUGGCAGAGUAUCUCUCGAAUAUCGUCGGCGAAUCGGAUCAGUCCAUGGCCGUAGUUUCCGGAUAUUUAGAAAGGAGGCGUCAGAUGCAGCAGGGCGGGUUGCCGGCUCAGCCGCCGCAAAAUCUGCCGCGAGAUUCGGCGCGAAACGCCCCGGGAAAGCAGCAGCAGCAGCAGCAGCAGGAUUAUAAUCACAACAGAUACAGUCACGAAAACCCUAACAUCGAGGUGUACGUGAAGCCCAAGUUCGACGAAGCUUCCGGAUCUGUCCCCGCGCCUUCCCGCAGGAGCGGCGCAGAGGGGAGGUCGGGGGAAGGGGGAAACGCAGGGGGAGCGGAGGUUCCGGGAGGGCGGGUGUUUAAGCAAGGGGCGCCGUGCGACUGCCAGGCGGCGAUCCAUCACUUAGUUAACAACUGCUUAGGGUGUGGGAAAAUAGUGUGCGAGCAGGAGGGCGAAGGGCCGUGUAAGUUCUGCGGCGUUCUAGUGCUUAAAGGAUCUGAUAGUAUGGGGGUUGUGAUGCCUGGAGUGGGGACGGAGGGGGAAUGGGAGGAGUGGGGCGAGGCGGUGUUGGGAGGGAAAGGAGGGGGAGGAGGAGGAGGAGGGGGAGGAGGGGGAGGAAUAGCAGGAGAAGCAGCAGCAGCAGCAGCAGCACUAGGAGCAGCAGGAGAAGGUUUAUCCGAAGCAGAAGCUAAGGCGCUAGCUUUUAGGGACAGGCUAGUUGAAUAUAAUCGCACCUCGGCCCAACGGACGGUCGUGAUCGACGAUCAGAGCGACUACUUCAAAUCCAACGGUGCGGAUGGCGACGGGGACGCCUGGCUGACUAAAGAAGAGAGGGAGAUUUUGAAAAGGAGGGAGGAGGAGAGGGAGAGGGAGGAGGAAGAGAGGAGGAGGAGGGUGGUUGUUACGCUCGAUCUGAUUGGUCGACGAGUGCUAGUGGCAGAUGGGUACGGGGCUGACGUGGCAGGGAACGGAGCUGACGUGGCAGGGUCUGGGGGAAGCAAACGAGGGCAGGAAGCGGGGAAGGAAGGUUCCGAAAAACGGACAACGGGUGCAAGUGGGGGGGGAGGAGGAAGAGGAGGAGCGGGAGGGGGAGGUAGUACUGGUGGAGGGAGUAUCUUCCUGAUGGGAGGGCUGGGAGAAAAGGGGGAGAAGCCUCAGGAGGAUUCAGGUUUCCACAAUCCAACAGUAAAGCAAGAGGUGAUUUCAGGGAUUAAUGUGCUUAUAAAGGGGGAGGUUGGGGGUGGGGAAAGCGGAGGAGGAGGUUCGGCAGUGGCUGGUUCGGCCCGAACCAGGCUCAUGCCGAGCCCGAACCUCCCGAUUGCAGCUCCGGUGUUCGUCAAACCUAGUGGUAAUAGUAGUAGCAAUGGUGCCGGUGGUACUAGCAGUGGCAGUGGUAGCAGUAGUAAAGGCUCUGCAGCAGCUAGUGCAGAAAGCGCAAGUGGGCAGGGAAAGAAGGGUGCAAAGGGCAAGAAAGGGCAGAGUGCGGCCGAGCUGGAGGGUGACAGAAGGAGAGGUGCUUAUAAGGAGGCCAUGGCUCGGCUGCAGCACGACUCCCCGUUAUUAGAAGCUAUGAGGGAGAUAGAGGAGGAACGAGAUCGGGACGGCCCGUGUGGCGUCCCUGCUGAGCUGGUGGGGCUUGCUGACCUGGCGGAUGAUGAAGCUGAUGUGGACGGGCGGUUUGACAUCUGCCUGCCAGCUCACAGCUCGGAGCAGAAAGGAGGAAGAGGAGGGGGAGGAAGAGGCUUACUGAGAGGAGGAUUGGGAGGAGUGGGAGGGAGGGGGUUGGAAGCAGGGAUUGAUGGGGGGAGAGGGGGGGUGCUGCAAGACGGACUGGUGCUGCUCAAAGGAUGGCUAUCGAAGCAGCAGCAGAUUGAAAUCGUGACAGAGUGCCGGCGCCUUGGCCUGGGUCCUGGAGGAUUCUACCGCCCGAAGUUUCUCAACGGCGGGCAGAUGAAACUCCACAUGAUGUGCCUUGGGCAGCAGCACUGGGAGCCGAAUCUCCGAACCUACCAGCCCCGCCGAACCUAUGUAGAUGAUGCCGUACCUCCCCCUCUUCCUCCCUCCUUCAUUUCGCUCGCCACGCAAGCCGUCUCUACUGCGCAAACCGCUGCCCAAGCCGCCUCGGGCAGCAGCAACAAAAGCAUGAUUCCAAACAUGACUCCCUCGGUCUGCAUUACAAACUUUUACUCUGCCCGGCGUGGAGCGCUAGGCAUGCAUCAGGACAAGGACGAGCCGCCCGUGUCGAUCCGCCGGGGGGCACCAGUCGUCUCUUUCUCCGUCGGAGAUUCAGCAGAUUUCCUAUUCGGGUGGCAAAGAGACCCGGAAAAAGCUGCUAGAGUGGUUCUGGAGUCUGGGGAUGUGGUGGUGUUUGGGGGGGCGUCUAGAUUGAUUUUUCAUGGGGUGCCCUGUGUGCAUGGGGGCACGGCACCUGACUGGUUGAUUGAGGAGACUCGGCUCAGGCCUGGAAGGCUGAACCUCACUUUUAGGGAGGUCUAAACUCCAAGUUUGGGGGAUGUGGCAAGGCUAGAGGUCCUGGAGUCUGGGGGUGUGGUGGUGUUCUGGGGGGAUUUCUACCAGUAGAUUGAUGUUCCGUGGUAUGGUACACCGUGUGUGCAUGGGGGGGUCUU